Messenger RNA from Ctenocephalides felis (cat flea), 647 nucleotides. RefSeq lists its product as uncharacterized. The transcript has 5 exons. The record is from RefSeq and is a predicted model, not a curated record. The coding region runs from base 104 to 646 and encodes 180 amino acids. NCBI's taxonomy places the organism in Eukaryota, Metazoa, Arthropoda, Insecta, Siphonaptera, Pulicidae. Gene Ontology annotation, cellular component: mitochondrial ribosome.
AUUUUAUAUUUUUAAAAUAUAUUUAUAAAAAAAUAAAUGCAUAUUACUUCUACUAAAUAAUUUGAUUUAAUUUGGUACAGUCUAUUUUCAAUAAGAAAUCAAAAUGCAAAGUUUACUUAAAAGACAGUUAAUUAGUACAGUGCAAAUUUUAAAAAAUAUCACUAGAACAUCAAUAGUUAGAAAUAAUUCAGCUUCAAGUUAUUAUGAUCCAGAUUAUCUUCAUGCUUAUGAACCCGAUGUACCAGAAUAUGAUACUGUUAACAUUCAACUCAAAGGCUAUGAUUUUGUUAUAUUAGAAAAUUAUCAGAAACUUGUACAUCGUAUUGCAAAAUCAUUAGAAUUAGAUAUUAAUGAUGGGUGGGCUACGCCUGGGCAAUACUUUAAGAUUCAAAAAUUAAAACCAAAGAGUUCAGCUAUUGAAACCGAAUACCAGCUUUGCGUCUAUGAAAGAAAUGUUCAGAUUUGUGAUUUACCUUCUACAAAAUAUCCGGUGCUUCUAAGGCUGUUGCAAGCGUCAUUACCUCAAGGUGUAACAUUAAAUGUACAUGAACAUUUGGAAGAAUACGAAGAGGUCCGAUAUGUUCCAGAUAAAGAAUUAAUUGAACUUAAAACACAGCUUGAAAGUAUGGAAAUCACUAAAAAAUAAU